Dichotomopilus funicola is the source of this 1485-nucleotide messenger RNA. Its product is annotated as amidase. NCBI's taxonomy places the organism in Eukaryota, Fungi, Ascomycota, Sordariomycetes, Sordariales, Chaetomiaceae. Bases 1 to 1485 code for a protein of 494 amino acids. The record is from RefSeq and is a predicted model, not a curated record. The transcript is spliced from 6 exons.
AUGAUUAACAAAGAACCGCGCACACCAGGUCAGCUGCCUCCCCUCAUGCAUCUCACGAUCGAGUAUGCAUCCCGCGGUCUUGAAUCGGGUCGUUUCACUUCCGUCGCUCUCACUAAGGCCUACCUCGCCAGAAUCACCGAGGCUUCCGAGUUUCGUGCAGUACUGCAGGUUAACCCCAAUGCACUAGAUGUGGCCCCGGCAAUUGGACAAGGAGCGGACCCGCCGCUGCAUGGGAUUCCACUUUUGGUCAAGGACAACGUUGUGACACAGGAAGAGCUGGAUGCAUCUGCUGGCUCGUACGCUCUCCUUGGAGCCAAGCCCGGCGUCGAGUCGUCUGUCAUUGCGAAGCUGCGUGAAGCCGGUGUCUUGCUUUUGGGCAAGACCAACCUCUCCGAGCGGGCCAACCUCAGAGGCCUGAACGUCAGUUCGGGAUGGAGCCCGAGGGGUGACCAGACACUGGGUGCAUACUAUCCUGGAUCGCAACCGGACGGAAGCAGUGCCAGCUCCGCCGUCGCUGCCGCAUUGACUUUGUGUACCGCUGCCAUAGGGACCGAGACGGUCGGAAGCAUCCUGGCACCUGCCGAGAGGAAUAACGUCGUCGGUUUCAAGCCCAGCCGCGGCCUCAUCGCAAACGACGGUGCCAUUCCCGUCUCUUCUCGCCAGGAUGUUAUCGAUACCCUCACCAGAACUGUCAAGGACGCGGCAUACUUGGUCAGCACGAUGGCUGGCCGCAGUGAGCGAGACGAGGGCACUUGGGACAUCCCGUUUCAGCAAAUUCCCGACUUCACAGAGUUCUGUAACGGCACCGACCUGAGCGGCGUGACGAUUGGUGUUCCUCGGAACACAUUCGACUCUGACCCGACAUCUCCCAUCAUGUGGUUGACAAUACCGACUUUCCUGCAGCCGAGGGGUUCAAGCAGCUCAACAAUCAGGUCAGGGGUAUCGUGCGAUCCUCCCGAGUUCAGGAGAGACAUCGGGCGUUACCUCAAGACACUAAAGAUCAACCCCCACAACAUCCAAUCGGCCGAGGACAUCAUCGGGUUUACCAAAACUUCCCCAGAGGAAGAAUACCCCGAGCGUGACAUCGGCAAGUUUCUGUGGACCCAGGCAGAGGGAAUCGACCGCUUCUAUUGUGGCGAAGGCGGCAUUCUGGGGGCGAUGGAGAAACACAACCUUGAUGUUCUCGUCAUCCCUUCCACGCUCGGCAUUUCCAAUGACCUUGCCGCCAAGAUGGGGUUCCCCGUGCUGGGGGCACAACUUGGAUUUCAUCCUAAAGGUACCCCUAUCGAGCUUGAUGAGGACAAACCGCACCUCGUCCAAGUGGCUCCUGGGAUUCCCUAUUCCUUGACCUUCAUAUCCAAGGCCUUCUCUGAAGGUGUGCUGCUCCGAGUGGCCUACGCUUUCGAGCAGCUUUCUGCUGUGCGUGACAACGGGCCAUUGCCCUUCAAGCUGCCGGCCACAGAGCUCAAGGAUGUUGAAAAGUAG